UAUUGUCAUUUACUCAUUUACAACAAUUGAUGAUAUUUUUCAAGGGAUUUGUUAAGAAGCCCCGAAUUUCUACCCACAUUUGACGCAGCAAUCUCAAUAAUAGUCGUAGCCAUAGGAAUAGAAGAUGCCCGUCCGAAAAUAUCGUAAUGAGACCCGUGAAGUUAGCUGCUGCAUGAAAUAUUUAAUAUUCGUUUGCAAUACUGCGUUAUGGAUGACCGGCCUGGUUAUUUUGGCAGCUGGUAUUUGGGCGUGGAAUGAAAAGGAUGCCUUCAGCAAUUUGAAUAAAAUUACAUUGUUGGUGUUAGAUCCAGCCUUUGUUCUUAUUUGCAUUGGUAGUGUUGCCUUUCUUAUUGGUUUUACGGGCAGUGUGGGUGCUCUACGUGAAAACACCUGUUUAUUAGGGACGUUUAUUAUAUUGGUGUGCGUUCUGCUUGUGGUAGAAGUAUGUUUUGGCAUUAUGUAUUUGGUUCUCAAGGACAAAGGCUGGAUAAAGGAUCAAGCCACUGAAGGAUUGCGUGCCUUCAUUAUUCACUACCGUGAAGAUCCUGAUCAACAGAAUCUCAUUGACUGGAUCCAGGAAGACUGGCUUCAGUGUUGCGGCAUCGAAGGACCCAAGGAUUGGGAUAGUAAUAAUUAUUUCAAUUGCUCCUCUAGUGCAAUAGGCAGCCGAGAGGCCUGUGGAGUUCCAUUUUCAUGCUGCCGUCGACAGACACAUGAAUUGAUAAAAAAUAAACAAUGUGGUUAUGAUGUCCGCAAGGAAGGAUACCCUGUUGAUAGACAUAUCUAUGAACGGGGUUGUUUAAGGGCUGGCGAGGAGUAUUUGGAAAUGCAUAUUGUUUCCAUUUGGAUAUAUAUAAUGCUAACAAUUUUUUGGCAGAAUUUUGAGAUUGCAAAGAUUAUUUACGAUAAAGGCUGUGUUCAAGCUGGAGAGGAGUGGAUGGAAAGAAAUCUUAUUUUAAUAUUAACCAGCGCUAUUAUUGCAAUCUUCUUUCAGAUCCUCUUUGUCAUAUUUACCCAAAAUCUACGAUCUGACAUUAAUGCUCAAAAAUCCAAAUGGCACUGACAAUUACCCAAUAUACCUUAAGAAAGGCUUGUUGCUGUCUGAAAGGGCAAUGUGCAUGCCUUUUCUAAUGUUUUUGUUUACGAUUUCGAUCUAUUUCUAUAGCUAUGUGGAAAUCCUGGAAAAAUCUGGAAACAAUGUUACUGAGUACGUAAGCAAAUCUAAUGUCUGUAAAAAAAUAAUUACGUUGCCAACUUUUUGAUAGUCUAACUUUGAAAACCUCUUGAAAAAUGAGAAACCACUAAGAAAUAAGUGAAAAACAAUCCAUAUUUUACAAAAUGUACUUAAACAACUACCUGCCCCUUAUCUUCUAGUUAUGUGUACCUAAUUGAAAAUCAAUGGUUAUGCACACGGUUGUGUAUUUGAAUGUUUGCAGUAAACUUUUUGGUGGAAAUUAUAAAAACAAAUAGCUUAGCAUCAAAAAAUUUAAAAAAACUUUGUAAUUUGAUUGAGACACUUUUUCUAACAUUUGAUCUAAUUUAUCCUUUUUACAAAUUCUAACAUAUGUAAGUUACAUAAUAUUCAGACUUGAUUUUAAUUGCUUCCUAUCGAUAGUAUAUGUGAAAAAAUUACUUCCUCUACAUUUUUAUUCAUCCGUCGCUACUUAGGCUCCCUCAAAGUCUAGAUUAGCCACCAUCGCGAUUUAAUUUGAUACGACCGUCCUCUCCAGGUGAUGUACAGCAUACGAAGUGUAAUAUUGAUCAACCAAUUUUUGUUAUAUCCGUGCUGACACUUAAAAUUUAGUUCCCUCUACCUGUUAUAUGAAAAUCCUGAUUUUAUUCUAACCUCGGUCGCUCCUUGUAUCUUCCGACAGGCCUUGACCUCUCGGGACCCUGAUUAUCCCCAUAAAUUGUGACAGUUUGAGAGGGCCGCCGCUCCUGACUAAGGAUCACUUUCAAGGCCAUGAGGAUUGCGAAAACCUUUGCCUGAAAGACACUGUACCCAUCCAGAAGUCUAUGUGCCUCCUUAAGUCCUAGGUAUUUAGCAAAAACCCCUGCCAUUAUCCAGCUUGGACCGAUCCGGGUAGAUAAAGGGCACAAAAAAUGGCGGACCAAAGCUCCUUCCCCAGGAAGAAAACAUCGCGAUAUCUUCUCGUGAACAAUACCAGCUGUCAUCCUGGGAUUAAUCCCAAGCUCAUUGACACUCGACUAACUCGACAGCUUACUCUGAAUACCAUUGAUAACCAGGAUCCACAGAAGGAAGGAUAAAUCCUCCUGGUCACAAUCUUCCUCAUCAAACACUCAGCCAGUAAUACAUUGAUAAAUUUACCUUUGAUUGUAACAUCAAUCCAGUUCACCAGAAGAGGGGACUCGCAUAUCAAACAGAGAACGGCGAAUAAACCCCCCAACUCAACGUUAUUAAAAGGCCCUUCUUUAUUCAAGAAGGCCGCCAAAGUAAAGUCGACUGUACCCAAGUUCCCCUCUAGGUAACCCACCACGUCGUAAAGGGCACUAUCGACAGGCCGACCCUUGGAGUAGUCGCAUGCAACAGUCUCUCGAGUGUCUUUAAGACAACAGACUGAUCGGCCUAAAGUUCUUGGGCCGGGAGUGACUCGGUUUACCAGCCACGGAAUUGUCGCAAAGCCAAGCAAAACGCAACCCUAAUAAAUCCCCCAGAAGCCUUAUGGCACACGGCCCGCCCUUCGCAGCACGGCAGGUGAUAUCCCAUCCAGUCCGAUCGACUUGUAGGGCUCGAACGAAUUAAUCGCCCAGAAUAUACUCCCCUUGUUUAUCAUUCCCUCAACCGACAGCGCCUCAGCACUGAUUUGUAUCCUAAGGACAUCCGUAACACGAAUGUCGUGUUUAACGUAUAUGGCUGCCAUCACGGCCGAAACCUGCGAGACCCAAGGGUGAAUACAAUGCGUUUACCAACGCCCCCACAUGUGGUAACCCACACAUGAGUACCAAUUUGAUCCCACAUAUUUGGACGUGUUCACCUGCUUGGUUAGGUGCGGAGCACUACCUAAGACACCUUCCGAUCUAUGGGUAACGCCACCCAGUUGAAAACGCAACUCCACGCUGGGCUUAUGCUCUACCCGCGAUUUGGGAACAAACCACAGCCACCACGUUGCUCCCCACUGGGGCCUCACCAUUGUCAGGCUGUAACCGACGUUCCAGGGGAUCCUGACACCCGUGGUACCAGAUUAAAGUCUUAGUCAGACUUCGUAGCCUUAAAAGACUACUACCAGUUGAACCCUUUAGCUUUCCCUAUUUUUUUUAUUAUAAAAAACAGGGUUUUCACUCUUUGAGGUAUCGUAAUUUAUGUUUGUGUUUAUAUAUAAU
Molecule: messenger RNA, 3342 nt
Organism: Stomoxys calcitrans (stable fly)
Lineage: Eukaryota; Metazoa; Arthropoda; Insecta; Diptera; Muscidae
Gene: Tsp26A
Product: tetraspanin-5
Exons: 7
Coding region: 125-1063 (312 amino acids)
Biological process (GO): protein localization to plasma membrane; protein maturation
Cellular component (GO): membrane
Source: RefSeq, a predicted model, not a curated record